Messenger RNA from Chelmon rostratus (copperband butterflyfish), 1453 nucleotides. It is a transcript of the gene nup35, whose product is annotated as nucleoporin 35. Gene Ontology annotation, cellular component: nuclear pore central transport channel; nuclear pore nuclear basket; nuclear membrane. The transcript has 9 exons. NCBI's taxonomy places the organism in Eukaryota, Metazoa, Chordata, Actinopteri, Chaetodontiformes, Chaetodontidae. Gene Ontology annotation, biological process: NLS-bearing protein import into nucleus; nuclear pore organization; regulation of DNA-templated transcription. Bases 285 to 1175 code for a protein of 296 amino acids. Gene Ontology annotation, molecular function: phospholipid binding; structural constituent of nuclear pore; single-stranded DNA binding. The record is from RefSeq and is a predicted model, not a curated record.
AGUUCGCCGUAUUGCUUUCUAUUUUCAGUGAGCUCAUUGCACGGGCAGCCCUGAGCUCCCGAAAAUACAUGCAACGGACUGAGAUCGUAUUUUAAGCCACUAAACUUUACCUUAUUGGAUGGUAUACGUUAGCACUUAACGUCAAGUGGACUUGUCAAUAACAGUAAAUUGUAUUGAAAAAUCAGUUAGCUUUGCUAGCCGUGUUAGCUAGCUAGCUAGCUAGCCAUCCCUUUUCUUGGCGUCACUUCCUACUUUUGAAACUCGCGGCCAGAAAAUAACGAAACAUGGACUUUCAAGUGGGAACUGAACCGAUGACACUGGGCUCUCCCACCUCUCCCAAGCCGACCUCUGGGGCUCAGUUUCUGCCUGGCUUCCUCAUGGGUGACCUGCCAGCUCCAGCAACCCCCCAGCCACGCCCCUUCAGCCUGGCCACACCUAUUGUGGAGAGUACAGGUGGAGGAGGCUCUGCCCCGCAGCCUGUUGUACCCACCCCCAAGGAUAAGAGUGGAGCCCCACCUGUUCGCAGUAUCCAUGAUGACCUGGUUACAGUGGCAACCCCCCUCCACACACACAGGCAGUGUUUUCCAGUUAUGCAGUCUCCUCUGUCUGCACGUGGGGCCUCAACUCCAGGAACAGUUCUGUCUCCAGGUGUGCAGCAGGUAUGCCUGUCUCCAGCUCAGAUUGAUCCCUUCUACAGUCAGGGAGAGUCUCUGUCAUCUGAUGACCAGCUGGACCAGACCUGGGUCACUGUCUUUGGAUUUCCUCCAGCCUCAGCCUCCUACAUCCUGCUGCAGUUUGCUCAGUAUGGGAACAUCCUCAAACACAUGAUGGCAUCUCCUGGUAACUGGAUGCACCUUCAGUAUCAGUCCAGACUUCAGGCUCGGAAAGCUCUGUCUAAAGAUGGAAAAGUUUUUGGUGACGCCAUCAUGGUGGGAGUCAAACCAUGCAUAGACAAGAGUGUGAUGGACAGCAGUGUGGCCAAUUCUCCUCCCCUUUCCACCUCCUUUUCCUCCUCUGCCCUCCCAUCCACUCCUCGCUCAGCCAUUAGACCGCUCAGCGGCGCUUACAGGAGUGGGAGCUCCGGCAGCGACUACCAGGUGGUAGCUGACAGACAAACACCCAGGAAGGAUGACAGUUUUGUUUCCAAGGCAAUGGAGUACAUGUUUGGCUGGUGACAUUACACAAUUCAUCAGGUGAUACCUGCAGCUUCAGAUGAGACAGGGCAACCAAUGGACAGAUGGAUGAAUUCAUUGAUUCACUUUGUGUGUGUGUGUGUGUGUGUGUGUGUGUGUGUGUGUGUGUGUGUGUGUGUGUGUGUGUGUGUGUGUGUGUGUGUGUGUGUGUGUGUGUGUGUGUGUUGGAGGAUCUUUUUGCUUUUCCGUCUUUGUCUUCUUUUUAUAAUCAGUAUUUUUUUAAACAUUUAUGUCUCAAUAAAGUUUUUCGCUGCUUUGAA